Molecule: messenger RNA, 564 nt
Organism: Salvelinus sp. IW2-2015
Lineage: Eukaryota; Metazoa; Chordata; Actinopteri; Salmoniformes; Salmonidae
Product: globoside alpha-1,3-N-acetylgalactosaminyltransferase 1-like
Biological process (GO): carbohydrate metabolic process
Cellular component (GO): membrane; Golgi apparatus; vesicle
Molecular function (GO): hexosyltransferase activity
Source: RefSeq, a predicted model, not a curated record
AAAACAGUGUUUGCACCAAUCCAAUGCUUCUAAAUACAGUGCCGGAGGGGGACUGAACAAAUUCACACUUCGGGAGAGAUGAAACGGUGGGAGCUCAAUGGAAAUAUUUAUUUGUAUAAAGUGACAGGUAUAGAUAGCCGCUGUAGUUUUUUCUAUAGAGAAAACUGGGACCAGGUGAAUCGCAGUAUCAUCAGCAAAAAUGAUACAAAAGCGUGAACACUGGCUACUUACUUUAGUAAUGGCUGGGGGAAUGGUUCUCUGCUGGCUUGUCUUCUCACGCUGCGCAUCUGUCUCUCUCAAUGAAGGUCUCAGUGAGUAUGUGGAGGGGUUAACAUGGCGCCAGGUGAAUCACCAGGUUGUGCUGAAUCACAGAUUACAGAGCAAGCAAGCCAAGCUUAUGGAACCAGUGAGGACUGACGUGCUGACUGUAACCCCAUGGCUGGCUCCUAUAGUCUGGGAGGGGACCUUCGACCCCCUGGUCAUAGACGAGGCCUUCAGGUCCCACAACCUCACCAUCGCUACCACUGUGUUUGCUGUAGGGAAGUAAGUCACAGAUUCCAUGUG